Amoebophrya sp. A25 is the source of this 1264-nucleotide messenger RNA. The record is from the annotation of a GenBank genome assembly. Lineage: Eukaryota; Dinophyceae; Syndiniales; Amoebophryaceae.
UGCUGAUCGUCCGGAUGUGAUUUGCAUAAUUUGAUCAAAUGGUCUUGUUGGUUCUACUGCUGCUGCUCGUGGUCGUGCACCUAGCAGCACUGCAUUGACUAAUAUUGGUAUUCGGAUAACAGAAAAAGAAGCCUAGCCUGAGUCCAACACGUGAAAAAUGGAGGACUUCCUCAGCCGUAAUUGAUAUCUACUGCUUGUGUGCGUCUUCUAGUGGUGAGAAAGUAGAAUAUGCUAAAUCUGAUCGUGCUUGAUGAACCAUAUAUCACCACCAGAACCAGGUGAACUACUAAAAAAUAAGGCUAAUACAUGCUAAAAAGACUACCCCUCCUGCGGUACUAUCUAAGCAUAAUGUGAUCGGAAGGGUGGAGCUGGUGCUGGAGCAUUUCUAGGCAAAACCUAGACGACACAUUGAGGCAAAUAACAGAUAUUCAAAAAAAUGUCUUGUAGAAUAUUUCGUGACGAGGAGGAAAGUCGUUUCCGUUUGUAGUCCUAAAAUAGAUGCACCUAUUAAGAGCGAAGAACAAUUGAGUAGGUGUGACCCUGUACCUGGCCCAAGCAAAGUGUCAUCUACUUUUGCGAGGAUGCAGAUGCAUCGAGAACGUGUAGCAUAUUUUUAAUUUUGUUAUCGUGAUCAGACGCAGACCCUGACUGACCACGAUGACGACCUGACGAGGAGCACCCGCGUUGAGUUAGACAUAGAAUGCUCUUCUUUUACUUUUGUUAUCGACAUUCCAAGUCGUCACGCUAUCAAUGAUGUGAGCUUGUCUUCAGCACAUGCAUACUCAUGUGUUCAAAGCAUAUUAUCACUUUUAAAUCCCUUUCACAUCCCUAAAACAUAUAUAACAAUUUUCGCCACCCGCCUAUCCACCCUUCGGACCUGCAAUUUAACACCGAGGUGUAGCUUCAAUCGUGCAGAAGCUUGCUCUUAGUCUAUGUUCUGCUUUCUGUCGUCGUGCGCAAACAGAACACACACAUCAGCAGAACUUUUCUGUAGAUGACUCAAGCUAUUAAUUUUGAUUUUAAUACUACAGCGAGCAUUCUUGAGGCCGAGCUGAACCUGAAGCUACCUUCGAUGAUAUGUCGCCAUGCGUCAUCACCUACUGGAAACUCGAACUAAAGAAUGUUGUUGGCCAUGUUUAUUUACGCAAAUAAUUAGUGUCGACCGCUCUUCUUGUGUUACUUGGUGUUCUUCUACGUUUUCAGGCUAGCGCAGGGCUGUCAUGCGCUCCUGUUAGGUGUAUUACAUGCGCCCGCCUUGUCUCGU